Molecule: messenger RNA, 1840 nt
Organism: Ectocarpus sp. CCAP 1310/34
Lineage: Eukaryota; Phaeophyceae; Ectocarpales; Ectocarpaceae
Source: the annotation of a GenBank genome assembly
AUGCCCCCCAACGAGCGCGGAGAUUGUGUUGUUUGCCACUGCCCCAUCCAUCCGAAGGCACACUGGAACGGCUACGUGAGAGUUAGGCAGCAGCAGUACGGGCCAUUCGAAUGUAUCAAGGUCCUGCUGAACAGGGGGGCGAGUCUAUUGCCGGUGGAUGACGACGAUUAUACGGCUCUCCUCGUCUCCGCCCAACACGGACAGCUCUCCAUGACGAAUUUGCUGCUAGAAGCGGGGGCACAGCACGACGCGCUAAGCUGUCAAGGCUUCACACCGCUUCACGUGGCGGCGAUCGGAGGGCACUCGAGCGUCAUGGAAGCGCUGAUCGGGGCCGACGCAAACGCCAACAGCCGGGCGCCUAACGGGCAGACGGCGUUGCACAUUGCGGUGCUAGCAGGGCACGUAGACGCCGCCAGGGUUCUCCUUGGUGCGGGAGCGAACCCCCUUCUGUCCACAAGGAUGUCGUCGGGAAACACUUUUGUCCCGUUGGACGGGGCCGCGCUUAACGGGCAUCUGGCGGUGGCACGCGAGCUGAUGCCCUCGGUCAGGCCGCCGUGGACCAGCACCUGGACGAGAUGGCCCUGUUGUGCUACGCCGGAGUUUUUGGAUACCGGAAACGCCCUGGUCGCCGCCGUCUUUCUCUGGCGGGUGAUGGCUCUGAAGUUCCCGCUGGAACAGAAGGAGGAAGGGACUGCUCGAAUGACUUACGCAAGUACCCCCCGUGACGGCAGAGGCCACAUACCCUUGCUCUCGGCUGUUACCACUGGCCCCUGCUCUCCCAGAGUCGUGCGGUUGCUCGUCGACGCCGGACCGGACGCGACACUGGCUGUUCGCGUCCCGGAUGGGUUUGGGCGGUCGACCAAGUACACGCCGCUAGACUGUGCAACACGCUGCCUCGCUGAAAGGGUGGUCGACGAGGACUACGCCACCGCACAGCAGCUGCGCAACCUCCGGGCCAGCCGCCGCUUACUGUUGCAAGUGGAGGCGCUUCACGCGACGUCUUGGCUGUGGGGAGGCCAUGCGGGCUGUCCCGCUGCGCUGGGCAAAAAGCGAGCCCAGACGGAGUUGACGAAUGGAAAGCCGCUAAAGUCGAGGUUGCCGAUCAUGUGGCGACGGAGUGCGAGACGUGGUGCGACCUUGCCGGGCGUGUUCAGCUGGUGCAGGUUCGCAAAGAAGGCUUGAUAGGGAUAUCCCUACAGGGAUCGAAAGAGAGAUCGAGACAGAUAUAUACAGAGAACAAGGGAGAGAGACAGAGAGAGAGACACACACAGAGGGGUUGAUCCCUGGCUUGUGUAGGCAGCCGAUGGAGUGGCGUAUGGAACAGUGGAAAAGAGGGUGACGCCGCCGCGUUCGAGAGGGAGGUGGUGAUGCAUUUAGCUUUAACGAGUCGCCCGUGAUACACGUCAUUGCUUGCCCAGCACCCGAUUGUUGCGUUCACGACAUUUUUUUUGUUCUAGAAGCAGGACAGGAUGUUGGUGAAGGUGGCUUGCGCUGAAAAUUUUUGAGUGUCCUAUCAUCCGCCAAGAACCUUUGCUAUCCGCGCGCCAGGCUACGGUAGACAGCUAUUGUUUGAUGCCACUACAAUUGUCCGUUUGUCUGGCCCGCUUGGUUGAUUUCUUAGGAGGUGCGGGUGACCUUUUCACCUAGUAAAAUGAAGAAAGCAGGCGCGUAGGAAAUUCCGGUGUUUAUCUCUUACUUACGCUAUUGUACAGGCACUAUGCGUAGAUGGUGGUACGGGUCUAGUUUCGAUUGUCGGAUGGAUAUCCAAACUGAGAUAGGUGAAGGGCGUAGAGAAGGUAGAUCAUGGGCGGCGUCGACCGUGGUCGCUGUUCUAAGGUCC